Aaosphaeria arxii CBS 175.79 is the source of this 480-nucleotide messenger RNA. RefSeq lists its product as uncharacterized. The coding region runs from base 176 to 454 and encodes 92 amino acids. The record is from RefSeq and is a predicted model, not a curated record. NCBI's taxonomy places the organism in Eukaryota, Fungi, Ascomycota, Dothideomycetes, Pleosporales. The transcript has a single exon.
UACUGGAGAUACUGUAUGAGUAUGAUUAGUCUUUCAAUUUACUGUACUUUUUUCUUCCUCGCCAAGUGACGCCCGCCGAUUACCCUUCUGCUGUGUCAGGUUUCGGCGUGGUGACAAUAACGGCCACUGCAAACCCCUGCGCAUUCCUGGCCCACCUCACUCUCCUCUCGCAACAAUGUCCCCUUCGCAAGAACGCACGCACACAAUGACAUGCGCACGCACUACUUACACAGUACAAGCCAAAGUACGGAGUACACGAUCAGAUUUGUACAAAACAUCUGUAGACGAAUUACACACACAGCGCGUUUGGCGCUCCUGUCACCCUUUGAACAGUCCACCCAGCCUUAUGAGACAGACCAUGCCAGUGCCGGACGUCACUUGUACCACUGGCAUUCCUAUGCUGCUGACCGCCGGCUGUUUGCUCCUGCUCAUACCUAGUCACUUGUACAAGUAAUCAUGCUGAGAAAGGAGACAGCCUCU